CCGAAACCAGAUGUUGAGCAAAUAGUUAAAGAUAUAAAUGAUCUGCAUAUAGACGAGCCAAAUGAGCGUGCAGGUGCUCCCUGCCAGUUGGACGUGCCAACAAAGAUUUACCCCGGAACGCAGCGGGUGCCAGCCGCUCUACUUGAAGCCGCACAGGGACAGCUAUUGGCAGCCGAAUGAGGACGGACUGCUGGAGGUGCCACGUGGUGCGAGCAUUGAGCUUUAUUGCAGUCGCGCCUUUGCGAAUGCUAGCAGCGAUGGUGCCAUAGAUGCCCGCCAGCGCUCCAUUUACGCGCGCUGCGAGCACGACAGAACCUUCGCUUGGUCUGGGGGCAAGCGUGAACUUGGUGACUUUAGCUGCACACAGCAGCUGAAGUAUGUGGCGGAGCGCAUGGAAGGGCGGACGUGUGGAGAUGCUGCUGUCAGCCCUGGGGCGCGUAUUUAUCGUGUGGGGUAUAACAUCAGCGAGUCGCGUUUCGUGCGCACCUUGGAGCUAUGUCACGAUGCCACCCAGUUGCGCACGCUCUACGCCAAUUACCAGCUGACGCCGGCGAAUGUGCACUUCCAGCAGCGGGUGAAGCGUGUCAAGUUCAGCGCCGCUGGCCACUUUGUGGGCUAUAACAUGGAGCGACUGUACGCGCAGCAAUACCAGGCGAAACGUGCCGCCCAGCUGCUGCAGCAGCCCGAGCUGGCGGCCAAACUGUUUGACAAAAAGAGGGGUCUUUUUUUGUCACGCGGACACCUGGCCACCAAGUCGGAUCUGAUUUAUGCCAGCCAGCAGCGCAGCAGCUUCACCUACCUGAACGCCAUGCCGCAAUGGCAGAGCUUGAAUGGCGGCAACUGGGCUACGCUAGAAACUAAAACUCGCUUGUUUGUGCAGAGCGAGAAGCUCACGGUGAAUGUCUAUACGGGCGCCUAUGGUGUCAUGCCACUAACGGAUGAGGCACAAACGAGCUUCUAUCUGCUGACAGAUGACAACAACAAAGCUGUGCUGCCCGUGCCGCGUCUCUUCUAUCGCGUGCUCAUUGAUACCAAGCAACCUAACCGUGGUCUCGCCAUUUUGGGCGUCAACAAUCCACACGCCACUCUGCAACAAAUUCUGGACUCGUAUGUGAUAUGUGAGCCACUGCAGCCAGAGCUGAUACCUUGGCUGCGCCCACUGCAAGAAACGGAUCUGAAAAAAGGCUACCUCUAUGCCUGUCGCGUAUCGGACUUGGCCAAAGUUGUCACGGAUUUGCCGGCCCAGUUGCGAGAGGUGCACGAGUUGCUAACUACUUCUCAAUAAGAUACAUAUAAAUUAUUUAUUUUAGUCUAAUUUAUUAU
This is a messenger RNA of Drosophila busckii, 1323 nucleotides long. RefSeq lists its product as uncharacterized. Lineage: Eukaryota; Metazoa; Arthropoda; Insecta; Diptera; Drosophilidae. Gene Ontology annotation, biological process: apoptotic DNA fragmentation. Gene Ontology annotation, molecular function: nucleic acid binding; single-stranded DNA endonuclease activity; RNA endonuclease activity. Bases 62 to 1285 code for a protein of 407 amino acids. The transcript has 2 exons. The record is from RefSeq and is a predicted model, not a curated record. Gene Ontology annotation, cellular component: mitochondrial inner membrane; nucleus.